GAGUUGUCGACGUCUUCUGUCGUUAUUCGCGCGUAGUUUCGGUUGAUGCUUGUAGUCUUGCAUCGUUCUCACUUGUUAUCUCAAUCUUGAAAACUCGGUCACAGACUUCGUGUUGAAUCAAUGAUUCACAGUUUCAGCAGCGGCUUUCAAAGUCCAUGAUCACGACCGGUCUUUGGUGUACAAGAACCCUUUCCCACGAUCUAGUGUUGUACUAUCUAAACAAAACUAGGUAACUGAGUAGAAUUUUACCACAUACUUACUACUUCCAAGAUUUAUUUUACAUUCACCUGCGCGCACGCGCCCCUCGUGCGCCCUUCGACAUAAACGUCGCAUCCAUUCGCUCCGCAGGAACUGCCCUAUCGAUUUUUAUAUCUAUCGACUUCCUGUGACUGUGUUGCAUUUGUUGGCCCUUCCGGUUAGGUUGGAAUAUCGAUUUUCGGGUAAGUCUGUCAGAAUCUAUCAACAGGGAAUAAGAAUAAGCGUAAAAGUAGAGUCAGGUAAUCUUUUUGAACAUGUUCUUCCUGGAAAUAGGUAGCUUAGCUAUCAAGACAAAGAUGAAGCUUCUUCCUCUUUUUUUGCUUGUAGCUGGACGCACGCAUUCGCAUUCCGUGUCCCUGGAGCAACUUGCAUCAGGCCGCUCCCAUCCUGCGUCGUCAGCCUCAACGCGCCAGCAGCUUUCUUCGCAAAGCGCGCAUAGAUCGUCACCAGAUGCAGGAGAGGGUGAUAGAAGAAGAAACGGAGAACAAACGGAAAGAAGAGAUGACCACCGUCGUGUUCGUGCUUCUUUCGAAGAACAAGAUGCAGCAGACGAGGAUGUCCUAUCGGAACAGCAUCAGCAGCGCGUGGGAAGAAGAAAAAUCGUUACGAAAACAGACGGACAGCAUGGCGCCGUAUGGCGGGUAGCGUCUCGUGAUGGCAAUUUUGAGGAGAUAACUGAUCUAGACGGUGAUGGAGAGCAAGAUGAUGAAGAUGUUGAAACCUCUGCUGAUUACUUCAUUUCUGGUUCAUCUGUGGAAGGAGACAAAUCGAGCAACAACUUCCUCGACGCUUCUUCUGGUCAGAAGAGUCGCGGAAAGGAAGCUACAGUCGAUGAAGGUAUUACAACUACUACAACACUAGCUGACAGCGACGAUAUCCUGGUAAAAACGGACGCAGAUAGCACGACCAGCGGCAGCACUCUCGGAUUGAAUGAUGAGGAUCUCUAUUUUGGAGAUGUUGUAGUUGGGCUCGAUGACGAUGCUAGCGAGAUCACACCAGUGUCUGCAACACAAGAGAAAACGCGACGCUACGUUAGGCGAGAGCCACGCAAGGAUGGCAGCAACUAUGAGGCGCUGAGACAAGCUGUUAUUGAUCAUGAACGCAUUGGGUCUACUGCCUAUUGGGUACUAAUAUGGAUGAUUAUCAUCUCUGAAAAAGAACGCUGUUGAAUUUCAAGGUUACACGUACACCAGAGGUUGAAUGAUGAAAGAAAAGUUAAUGAUGAAUAAGAGACACAGAGCUUCUUGCUAUAGUACGAAGGUUUCUUGAUCUCGAUGUUUUUCUCCACAUGUAUCACAGGAGCAGUAUCUGUAUCAUGCGCAAGGAGCCGCGUUGGUACUUUUGGGCAUGCUGGUCGGUCUCUUGUGCUCGCGAACACACGCGUCGUGUGGUCUGGAGGGUCUUGCCGAAAGUUUCGCUGUCCGUGCGCGGAAGGAAAAGUAAUAUUUCUAGAAUUUCACAUUCACUAUUUCAUUUCGGAGAAGUGCAUCAUACCAUCCGCAGUAGUAGCGCGCGGCUCGUAGUGUUGUCACUUAUGGAAUUAAGGACAUCACGAUCGCAGUCGCUCAGUUUUCAUUUUCUUCAGGUUUAACAACGACGGGGGCGGUUUCCCAAAAUCCCCACGUGAGAAGCAGUUUUUUUUGCACAAUGGACCGGCACUUUCGCCGAUAAGUCGCAGUAGCAGUCCCGGUUUAGAAGAUGUGUACGACUGCGACACGCUUUCUCUCUGUAGCGCAGAGGAGGGAACCCUUUGCUCCAGCAGAGUUCGAGGAAUCCUGGAGGACAGUCCCUCGAUGGUAGGACACAGCUCUCUCGUAAUUCCGGAGCACUCAGUUGUUACAAAUACAACGUCUGCAGGAGCAAUUGCAGGAGCAACACUAGCACUACAACCAGCUUUCCCCGAACAACAGUCGGUUCUUCCUGUUGCCUCGACUGGCGGCUUGGUGGAAAUGCAAGACCAAUCGGGACUCGUUCACGACGUGGUAAGCAGAGCAACGGAACACCGGGAAAACUGGUGUACAUCAACAACAACAGCUACUUCGAACAGGACGUCUUGUUUGGCUAGCAGUGGUAAAAAUGGAACAGGAGUACGUGGCAAGAGCAUGCUUCUUCCGCCGUUGUGUCAAAGGGCAGUGCUAUGCAAGUCCUGCGUGGUCGGAACAAAUAAUGCCAGUACCACAUCUUCUACUUCUAGCAGCGCUACUAGGAUGCGAACAAAAACCCAUCAAAAUCAGAUACAGAUCAAUGAUUAUGGCACGAGAAGUAGUAAUCCAGCUAACAAGUCCAAUAUCCGAGGAAAUGGUGAAGAAGCCAGUAACGGAAUUGACGAUGUAAGCGUGGCCGCAAGCGAGGUUUCGACGGCAAGCAGCUGGAAGAGUCAUCAAGUUGUAGGAUAUCAUACGACCAAUAAAUCUGGCAACUACAACAACAUCUACAGCAUGAGCAAGAAGAGUGCUUCACCUUCGCCAGACUCAGAAGUAGGGUCCUGCCCCAAGGACGUAGAAGAUCAACAAGAGAGUCGCGUUGACAGCUACAUAGAAGACGCGGUCGCGCAACUGCUAGCGUCACCCGAAUUUCCGAUAGAGCAUACUGAUACCGCUGAAGCUCAUAAUGAGACGGCUUGGGAGGAUCUUCGAGAUUGUGGAAGGACUUCUGCUGCUAGUGAAGGACACGCGGGACAUCAUAAAGAGGGACCACACGAUCAAGUAGAGCGUGUAGAGAGUCGCCUUCAUCUUCAACAUUUUGAUGCUUCAUCUGAAAAGCAGCAUGACGCUCCCCAGCAUCAGAAUAGUAGUACUCCUCAGAAUAAUGAUGAACUAAACGAAGAUAACUACGAAGACGAGCUGGAAAGUAUUCUGUUGAACAGUGCCUACUCACCGGACAGCGACAGCGACCUAGAUCUAUCCAUUGAUGACGAUGAAACCGAGGAACGUCGUUGGUUGCCUGGAGGAGGUGCCUGGUUCGCGGAAAUGAGGGUGGAAGAAUGAUGGAAGAGGGAGAAAUAUGCGGUAGCGGUGCGACAGAAUCACAGACAGAUAGAUUCAGAUCUUUUCAGAGGUUGAGAGUAUCGUUUCUUUGUUUUUUUUGCGUGUAUUCUUUUCGAUUGUCAUGCAAGAAUGGUCAUAUUUUCGCAAGAAAUCUAAACUUCAAUAUUCCGUAUGCGCAAAGGACAUCAAAACUAGUCGUUCCUCCUCUUUCGUGAGUGUACAGCCUAGUAGAAAAUUAGAAAAAAUCCCGACAGAACUCCAAAAUGUUCUAGUGCUCUUGUAGAAGCAAAUGUAGUGACCCACAAAACAAAGCAGUAUCACUCAUCAAAUAGAAAUAUAGAGACCAUCGUCGUUGUGCAGUAGUUUUCUGUCAUUUUUCAGUUUCUCUUUUUCAUUAAUUUUUCAUUGUUUACAUCAAAGAAAUAAUGUCAUGUUAACGGUGCUUGCUCUUAGAUUCAACAUAAUGAUGUCCCCCCUGCAACAGAGCUUUUAGAAGUAUGAAAAUAUGUUCGCAGUAUGUUAGUUCUGAAGUUGUUUUGAGUUUGUUGCAUAUGAUUGUUGAAGUAGAGGUGUCUAACUCUAAUUCUGAGAAUAUCUUUCGGUAAUCAAUGUUGUUGAAAAGAACUCUAUUUCUAUUCACGUAAACACUGCACUAGGAAGUGCUGGUACUUGUGGAAAGGAAAUGCAUUUGAAUGAACGCUCAGUUGAAAAACGUGGAGAAGGAUUUCAUCUGAUGUCGGCAGAAAGGGAUUUUCUCAAGCAUCAGUCUAAUUGUUGAUGAACGUGAACCUGAGGCUUAUAAAUAUGAUGGCAUCGUGCUAUUCUUCGAUGAUGAGCUUGAGCCAAAUGAGGUCGCGCGCCUGUGAUGCGCAUGGUGGCGCUUCCCAUUCUGGUAGAGACAUCUCACAUCUCGAAUUGUUUCCGAAACU
Molecule: messenger RNA, 4174 nt
Organism: Amoebophrya sp. A25
Lineage: Eukaryota; Dinophyceae; Syndiniales; Amoebophryaceae
Source: the annotation of a GenBank genome assembly